GCCAAGUUCAGCCGGGGUUGGUGGGGAGAGCCUGGGGAGGCCAUUGAUGCCAUGGAAGGUUCUAGAAGGUACCUUAAGAUCUGCAGUAACUGCUGUCUUGAAGUUUGUAUAUUGCUGGGGUAAGACAGACUGGUUAAAACUAAACAAGUAGAUUCAGAAGAUAAUAGUCCAUAGGGACCAUGCUCAAAAGGAAUGAAGCAGAAUGUGACUGGAGAGCCAGGGUGAUUCUAGACUGGCUGACAGGGAGAGCCUCAUGAAGGAGGAGGCCGAUGAGAGGCCUGAGCUGUGAGAAAGAGCCAAGUCAGAGGAGAUCCUGAGAGAGGGUGUUGAUGAGGAAGCUGCCAGUGCAAAGGCCCUGAGACCAGCACACACCCAGGGUGUGCAGACAGGGUGGCGUAGAAACGUGCCAUGCCUCACACUGACCCCACCUCUCAGUGGCCUGUCCCCCUCAGCCAUGAUGGCUCGCACUACUCGCCUCGGCUGGCAGCGGUUCCUGGCAAAGAAACUAUUUUUAGACAGGGCUCUUCUCUCUGUGGGCCCAGAACAUACCGUGUCUUUUUAAGAUGAUCAAUAUGGAAUGGCACUAUUUAUAGAGACCCCACGUCAACUCCUGAGACUUGGGACCCUCAGAUAGGGGAGACAGUCCAAGGCCAGGCUUUGUGGGCAGGCACCACUGCUGGCCCGACCCCAGGGACAUCUGAUAUAAAUUCUUUGAACCUUGUGUCACCUCCUCUGCUGGCCCGCGUUCCUCCAGAGUUACAGCUGUGGGCUAGGGUCAGCCACCAGACCUCACCGCCAGAGGGGAACUACCUAUCCGGGCCCUGGAAGCUUCCCCCCAGCAGUGAGGACAGCCUGUGCCCCAGAAGCAGGAUGAGAAGAUGGCAAACUUCCUCUUACCUCGGGGCACCAGCAGCUUCCGCAGGUUCACACGGGAGUCCCUGGCGGCCAUUGAGAAGCGCAUGGCAGAGAAACAAGCUCGAGGCUCGGCCACCUCACAGGAGAGUCGCGAGGGGCUGCCUGAAGAGGAGGCUCCCCGGCCCCAGCUGGACCUGCAAGCCUCCAAAAAGCUACCAGAUCUCUAUGGCAACCCACCCCGAGAGCUCAUCGGGGAGCCCCUGGAGGACCUGGACCCCUUCUACAGCACCCAAAAGACGUUCAUCGUGCUGAAUAAGGGCAAGACCAUCUUCCGGUUCAGUGCCACCAAUGCCUUGUACAUCCUCAGCCCCUUCCACCCUGUGCGCAGAGCAGCUGUGAAGAUCCUGGUUCAUUCGCUCUUUAGUAUGCUUAUCAUGUGCACCAUCCUGACCAACUGCGUGUUCAUGGCCCAGCAUGACCCUCCGCCCUGGACCAAGUAUGUUGAGUACACCUUCACUGCCAUUUACACCUUCGAAUCUCUGGUCAAGAUUCUGGCUCGAGGCUUCUGCCUGCAUGCAUUCACCUUCCUCCGGGACCCAUGGAACUGGCUAGACUUCAGUGUGAUCAUCAUGGCAUACACAACUGAAUUUGUGGACCUGGGCAAUGUCUCAGCCUUACGCACCUUCCGAGUCCUCCGGGCCCUGAAAACUAUAUCAGUGAUUUCAGGCCUGAAGACCAUCGUGGGGGCCCUGAUCCAGUCUGUGAAGAAGCUGGCUGACGUGAUGGUCCUCACUGUCUUCUGCCUCAGUGUCUUUGCGCUCAUCGGCCUGCAGCUCUUCAUGGGUAACCUGAGGCACAAAUGCGUGCGCAACUUCACAGCGCUCAAUGACACCAAUGGCUCCGUGGAGGCUGAGGGCCUGGUCUGGAAGUCACUGGACCUCUACCUCAGAGACCCAGUUAAUUACCUGCUCAAGAACGGCACCUCUGACGUGCUGCUGUGCGGGAACAGCUCGGAUGCCGGGACGUGUCCUGAGGGCUACCGGUGCCUAAAGGCGGGCGACAACCCUGACCACGGCUACACCAGCUUCGAUUCCUUUGCCUGGGCCUUCCUGGCGCUCUUCCGCCUGAUGACACAGGACUGCUGGGAGCGCCUCUACCAGCAGACUCUGAGGUCCGCAGGGAAGAUCUACAUGAUAUUUUUCAUGCUCGUCAUUUUCCUGGGCUCCUUCUACCUGGUCAACCUGAUCCUGGCUGUGGUCGCCAUGGCCUAUGAGGAACAAAACCAAGCCACAAUUGCAGAGACUGAGGAGAAGGAGAAGCGCUUCCAGGAAGCUAUGGAGAUGCUCAAGAAAGAGCAUGAGGCCCUCACCAUCAGGGGUGUGGAUACGGUGUCCCGCAGCUCCCUGGAGAUGUCCCCUCUGGCCCCAGUAACCAACCACGAGAGAAGGAGCAAGAGGAGAAAACGAAUGUCUUCAGGAACAGAGGAGUGUGGAGAUGAACGGUUUCCCAAGUCCGACUCGGAAGAUGGUCCCAGGGCAAUGAAUCACCGCAGCCUCAGCAGGACUUCGGUGAAGCCACGCUCCAGCCGGGGGAGCAUUUUUACCUUUCGCCGUCGAGACCUGGGCUCAGAGACUGACUUUGCAGAUGAUGAGAACAGCACAGCAGGGGACAGUGAGAGCCACCGCACAUCACUACUGGUGCCCUGGCCCCUGCACCGGCCUAGUGCCCAAGGACAGCCCAGUCCUGUGGCCUCCGCUCCUAGCCAUGUCUUCAACAGCAAAAGAAACAGCACUGUGGACUGCAACGGGGUAGUCUCCUUGCUGGGGGCCGGCGACACUGAGGCCAUGUCCCCAGGGAGCCGCCUCCUCCGCCCCAUGAUGUUGGAGCGCCCCCCAGACACGACCACGCCUUCGGAGGAGCCAGGUGGGCCCCAGAUGCUGACCCCCCAGGCUCCAUGUGCAGAUGGCUUUGAGGAGCCGGGAGCACGGCAGCGGGCACUCAGCGCCGUCAGUGUCCUCACCAGCGUGCUGGAAGAGCUGGAGGAGUCUCACCGCAAGUGUCCCCCUUGCUGGAUCCGCUUUGCCAAGCGCUACCUGAUCUGGGAGUGCUGCCCACUGUGGAUAUCCAUCAAGCAGAAAGUGAAGUUUGUGGUCAUGGACCCAUUCGCCGAUCUCACCAUCACCAUGUGCAUUGUGCUCAACACGCUCUUCAUGGCGCUGGAGCAUUACAACAUGACAACCGAGUUCGAGGAAAUGCUGCAGGUUGGAAACUUGGUCUUCACCGGGAUCUUCACAGCAGAGAUGACCUUCAAGAUCAUUGCCCUGGACCCCUACUACUACUUCCAGCAGGGCUGGAACAUCUUCGACAGCAUCAUCGUCAUUCUUAGUCUCAUGGAGCUGGGCCUGUCCCGCAUGGGCAACCUGUCGGUGCUGCGUUCCUUCCGCCUGCUGCGGGUCUUCAAACUGGCCAAGUCCUGGCCCACCCUGAACACACUCAUCAAGAUCAUCGGGAAUUCCGUGGGUGCGCUGGGGAACCUGACACUGGUGCUGGCCAUCAUCGUGUUCAUCUUUGCCGUCGUGGGCAUGCAGCUCUUUGGCAAGAACUACUCAGAGCUGAGGCACCGCAUCAGUGACUCAGACCUGCUGCCCCGCUGGCACAUGAUGGACUUCUUCCACGCCUUCCUCAUCAUCUUCCGCAUCCUCUGUGGCGAGUGGAUCGAAACCAUGUGGGACUGCAUGGAGGUGUCGGGGCAGUCCUUGUGCCUGCUGGUCUUCUUACUUGUCAUGGUCAUUGGCAACCUUGUGGUCCUGAACCUCUUCCUGGCCUUGCUGCUCAGCUCCUUCAGUGCCGACAACCUCACGGCUCCAGAUGAGGAUGGGGAGAUGAAUAACCUGCAGCUGGCCCUGGCCCGCAUCCAGCGGGGCCUGCACUUCCUCAAGCGGACUACCUGGGACUUCUGCUGCGGGCUCCUGCAGCAGCGGCCUAAGAAGCCUGCAGCCCCCACAGCCCACAGCCAGCUGCCCAGCUGCAUGACCAGCCCCAGGUCCCCACCACCAGCGGAGGUGGAGAAGGCACCCCCUGCCCGCAAGGAAACACGGUUUGAGGAGAGCAAGCACCCUGGCCAAGGCACCCCCGGGGAGCCAGAGCCCGUGUGUGUGCCCAUCGCUGUGGCUGAGUCGGACACAGAUGACCAGGAGGAGGAGGAUGAGAACAGCCUGGGCACUGAGGAGGAAUCCAGCAAGCAGCAGGAAUCCCAGCCUGUCUCUGAUGGCCCAGAGCACCCCCAGGAGCCCAGGGCCCGGAGCCAGGGGUCAGAGACCACCACCUCUGAGGCUGAGACUGGGGUGUCUCAGGCAAACUGGCGGCAACAGCGGAAAGCGGAGCCCCAGGCCCCAGGGUCCAGUGAGACCCACGAGGACAGUUACUCUGAAGGGAGCACAGCAGACAUGACCAACACCGCAGACCUCCUGGAGCAGAUCCCUGACCUGGGCGAGGACGUCAAGGAUCCAGAGGACUGCUUCACUGAAGGCUGUGUCCAGCGCUGUCCCUGCUGUGCAGUAGACACCACCCAGGCCCCAGGGAAGGUCUGGUGGCGACUGCGAAAGACCUGCUAUCGCAUUGUGGAGCACAGCUGGUUUGAGACAUUCAUCAUCUUCAUGAUCCUGCUCAGCAGCGGAGCACUGGCCUUUGAGGACAUCUACCUGGAGGAGCGCAAAACCAUCAAGGUGCUGCUGGAGUACGCCGACAAGAUGUUCACCUACGUCUUCGUGCUCGAGAUGCUGCUCAAGUGGGUGGCCUACGGCUUCAAGAAGUACUUCACCAACGCCUGGUGCUGGCUGGACUUCCUCAUCGUGGAUGUCUCACUGGUCAGCCUGGUGGCCAACACCCUGGGCUUUGCUGAGAUGGGCCCCAUCAAGUCACUGCGGACACUGCGUGCCCUCCGCCCCCUGAGAGCCCUGUCACGAUUUGAGGGCAUGAGGGUGGUGGUCAAUGCCCUGGUGGGCGCCAUCCCCUCCAUCAUGAACGUCCUGCUCGUCUGCCUCAUCUUCUGGCUCAUCUUCAGCAUCAUGGGCGUGAACCUCUUUGCGGGGAAGUUUGGGAGGUGCAUCAACCAGACUGAGGGAGACCUGCCUCUCAACUACACCAUUGUGAACAACAAAAGCGAGUGCAAGUCCUUCAAUAUGACUGGCGAGUUGUACUGGACCAAGGUGAAGGUCAACUUUGACAAUGUGGGGGCUGGGUACCUGGCCCUCCUGCAGGUGGCAACAUUUAAAGGAUGGAUGGACAUCAUGUAUGCAGCCGUGGACUCCAGAGGGUAUGAAGAGCAGCCCCAGUGGGAGUACAACCUCUACAUGUAUAUCUACUUUGUCGUUUUCAUCAUCUUCGGGUCCUUCUUCACCCUGAACCUUUUCAUUGGUGUCAUCAUUGACAACUUCAACCAACAGAAGAAAAAGAUACGGGGCCAGGACAUCUUCAUGACAGAGGAGCAGAAGAAAUACUACAAUGCCAUGAAGAAGCUGGGCUCCAAGAAACCCCAGAAGCCCAUCCCACGGCCUGUGAACAAGUACCAGGGCUUCUUAUUUGACAUUGUGACCAAACAGGCCUUCGAUGUCACCAUUAUGUUUCUCAUCUGCUUGAACAUGGUGACCAUGAUGGUGGAGACGGAUGACCAAAGCCCUGAGAAAGUGAACAUCUUGGCCAAGAUCAACCUGCUUUUCGUGGCCAUCUUCACGGGCGAAUGCAUUGUCAAGAUGACUGCCCUGCGUCACUACUACUUCACCAACAGCUGGAAUAUCUUCGACUUUGUGGUUGUCAUCCUCUCCAUUGUGGGCACGGUGCUUUCUGACAUCAUCCAGAAGUACUUCUUCUCCCCGACCCUGUUCCGAGUCAUCCGCCUGGCCCGAAUUGGCCGCAUCCUCAGGCUGAUCCGCGGGGCCAAGGGGAUCCGCACGCUGCUCUUUGCCCUCAUGAUGUCCCUACCCGCCCUCUUCAACAUCGGGCUGCUGCUCUUCCUUGUCAUGUUCAUCUACUCCAUCUUCGGCAUGGCCAACUUUGCUUAUGUCAAGUGGGAGGCUGGCAUCGAUGACAUGUUCAACUUCCAGACCUUCGCCAACAGCAUGCUGUGCCUCUUCCAGAUCACCACAUCGGCCGGCUGGGAUGGCCUCCUCAGCCCCAUCCUCAACACGGGGCCCCCCUACUGUGACCCCAAUUUGCCCAACAACAAUGGCUCCCGGGGCAACUGUGGGAGCCCAGCCGUGGGCAUCCUCUUCUUCACCACUUACAUCAUCAUCUCCUUCCUCAUCGUGGUCAACAUGUACAUCGCCAUCAUCCUGGAGAACUUCAGCGUGGCCACAGAGGAGAGCACUGAGCCUCUGAGCGAGGACGACUUUGACAUGUUCUAUGAGAUCUGGGAGAAGUUCGACCCAGAGGCCACCCAGUUUAUUGAGUACUCGGCCCUGUCCGACUUUGCUGACGCCCUGUCUGAACCGCUGCGCAUCGCCAAGCCCAACCAGAUCAGCCUCAUCAACAUGGACCUGCCCAUGGUGAGCGGGGAUCGCAUCCACUGCAUGGACAUCCUCUUCGCCUUCACCAAGAGGGUCCUGGGGGAGUCUGGGGAGAUGGAUGCCCUAAAGAUCCAGAUGGAGGAGAAGUUCAUGGCGGCCAACCCAUCCAAGAUCUCCUACGAGCCCAUCACCACCACUCUCCGGCGCAAGCACGAAGAGGUAUCGGCCACAGUCAUCCAGCGAGCCUUCCGGAGGCACCUGCUGCAGCGCUCCAUGAAACACGCUUCCUUCCUCUUCCGCCAGCAGGCGGGCAGCGGUGGCCUCUCAGAGGAGGACGCCCCCGAGCGAGAGGGCCUUAUCGCCUACAUGAUGAAUGAGAACUUCUCACGGCAUGACAGGCCAGCCUCCAGCUCCUCCAUUUCUUCCACGUCCUUCCCACCCUCCUAUGACAGCGUCACCAGGGCCACUAGUGACAACCUCCAGGUGCGGGUGUCUGACUACAGCCACAGUGAGGAUCUUGCAGACUUCCCCGCAUCCCCAGAGAGGGACCGAGAGUCAAUAGUGUGACCCAGCACCCCCAGCUGGGAUGCACACUCUUGUGGCAAACCUGAAUGCAGUCAAAACCAGCAUGCUGGGGCCUUUCUGGCCUUGGGCUACAGGGGUGAGAUGGGCUCGGCCUGCGGCUCCACACAGCAGAGCUCUGUGGUGUCAUCAGCCAGAAGCCACGGAGGAGCCCACUAUUCUGGAGGCCGUCCCUGGAGCCCUGCACAUACCAGGAGUCUGGCCUACCCAGGCAGCAUCCGGGCUCUGCGAAGCACUCACCGUCACAGCUGUUGAGGUGAAACAUAAAAUAUACUGUACGUGUUGUGAACAGGCUUUCGUAAAUUUAUUAUAUUUGAUAUUUUUUUACUUGAGCAAAGGACUAAUGUCUUUUCCAUGGAUAUCAGCAGCCAUUCAUGCUGCGUCUUCUUAACCCCAACAGGAGCGCCUAGGGAGCUGGCAGGCUCGGUCUGAAAAGCGAAAAAAGGGAAUGCAGUGUCGCUCCCACAGGCCUUCCCUGCCGGAGGAGGGACAGAUGCGUCCUCUGCUGCUUGGGCUGAGGGGCACACUCCCCACUUACGAGGCCAGGCCUAGGCCACAGAGGGCGGUGUCAGGCAGCCACCUUAGGGUUCCAUCAGUGGGCCUCACUCUGGCCUUCCCUUGUUCCCGGCUCCCAUUUUCCCGUGUCCUUAUGCAGGCCAUACUGGUCAGUUCCACAAAAAUAAAAGGCUUCCAGAAGACUGGCCUGGGCUCCAGGGCUGGCCUUGGGCAUGAAUGCUACUCCUGCUUCCCUCCUAUCAGAGUAUUAACUCUACACCUCAUGGGAACAAGGGCGCCAGCCCCACUCACAGCUGGUCUGACAGCUUGUGCUUGCCUGCAGAACCCAACAGGCCAGGAACAGAAGGCCGAGUCCUGCGGUUUGAGCUCAGUUUACCCCGCACAACUGUGGUGGGCUACAGGCCGGUGUGAAAAAAGGAAGCUGCUGCAGCUGCUAGCCUCUCCCGGCACCGUGUGCCUCUGGCGAAGAGCAGGGGGACCCUCAUUGGGCCCCAGCUUCUCUCCAGAUCUGCUAGCCUCUCCCGGCACCGUGUGCCUCUGGCCGAGAGCAGGGGGACCCUCAUUGGGCCCCAGCUUCUCUCCAGAUGCAGCGUCAUGAAUUAGGGGGGUAGCGUGGCCCUGCACAGGAAACAGCUCCCAGGAUGGCCAGGCCUGGCUCUCAUCCCUGGGAGGGGACACCACUUUGAUCUCCUCUGGAGACCAGAGUCAGUGUACCAUGUGUAGGACUUCCUUGGGACAGGGAUUGGGGAGUCCCAUAGGUCCUGUAAGAAGGCUUUUCAGGGAAAAAUACCUUACUAGUCCAGUUACCCCCAGGACCUCUGUAGCUGCUGACAAUCCUAUUUAGCAUAUGCAAAUCUUUUAAAGUGAAGCACUGUCACAGGAAGUGACAGGGUUGCUGGUGGAGCCUGAGCAGGCAGGAGUCCCAUUGCCCAGUCAGCUUCCCAGCAGAGCUGCCCUCUGAAGGGUCCACCUCACAGGCCAGCUUGAUCUCACCUGCCCGCACUAGGCUGGCUGCUCCUCACCUACCUCGCCGUGCUGUCGGAGGGCUGGAGUUACGAUGCUCGUGGCAGUGCUGAAGGGUGCAUUGCCGGCGAGUAAAGUAUUAUUUUUCUUCUUGUCACCAGUUCCCCAAGUGACAACCCCAGCCCCACCCGCCCACUCCUGGAGACCCCUCCCAUGUUCCCUUCGAGUCCAGCGUGGGACUUGGUUUUAACUGUCCUUGUGAUGCUUUUCCAAGUGGAAAUCUUAUUUUUGUAGACCUGUGCUUUGCUCUCAAGGCUUGGAGAAGUGUGUCCCACCAUGCCCUAGCCCAGCAGGAACGCAGCUGAGCUGCCUCCCUGCCGGCUGGAAGGACACUGGCUUGUGUGUGGACAGUCCAGGAGCCUUGAGACAGGUGCUGGGGCUGGCUGUGGGUGGCAGCCAAGAGCAGGGAUGAGCUGGCUCCUUAGGUCAGGGUGGCACUCUUUUUUUUCUCCAGAACUGCACCAUGUACAGCAGGAGGGGAAAGAGGGAGGGAGCGGGAAGGGCCACGCCUCAAGUGCCAGAUGCUAUCGAACUAAUUGAGCACUUCUCACCAAACUUCAUGUGUAAAUAAAAUGCAUAUUUUUAAAACAAACCAAUAAAUUACUUACUUGACCUGA
Cavia porcellus (domestic guinea pig) is the source of this 9097-nucleotide messenger RNA. It is a transcript of the gene Scn5a, whose product is annotated as sodium voltage-gated channel alpha subunit 5. Bases 879 to 6926 code for a protein of 2015 amino acids. Gene Ontology annotation, cellular component: plasma membrane; voltage-gated sodium channel complex; axon. NCBI's taxonomy places the organism in Eukaryota, Metazoa, Chordata, Mammalia, Rodentia, Caviidae. Gene Ontology annotation, molecular function: voltage-gated sodium channel activity involved in cardiac muscle cell action potential. Gene Ontology annotation, biological process: regulation of heart rate; membrane depolarization during action potential; neuronal action potential. The transcript has 28 exons. The record is from RefSeq and is a predicted model, not a curated record.